UUAUCGCUCGAUCACAUGUUGGCUAUAUUGUUGUUUACAAUUUUUAAAACGAAUAUAAAGUAAUGUCCUUGCAGAACAACGAAAGCAACGAAAUCGUACAACGGAUUGUUAGCUUAGGCAUCGCUGAAAAUGCAGAGGAAAUCACAGGCUUGCUCAAGAGCCUGCGCCUUCUGCUCACCAAAAGCAGCGCCGCCCAAGAGGCUGUGGCAAAGAAUGCUGAGUUUUCUAGUUUUAUAGAAGCCAUGGCGUUGAAUCCCCAGAUGCGCACCGAGCAAAGUACCAUCCACACACUCACGCUGCAGGUACUGGCCAAUACUGUGGUGAACAAUGGACCCGCCCAGGCACACAUCUGGACGCUGCAUGGCACACUGAUUGCCGAGCAGGCCUGUGCCGCUCCCUUGGGAAGCUCAAACAACGUGCUGCUCAUGAUAAUGUACAACAUCUACCUUAAUGGCUGUGGCCUGAUCAGUAAUGAGCUGGCUCUCCAGACAUGCCUCCGCUUGUGGCAGGCCAUCAACGAGGCAAAGUGCACCCUCAACUUUGAGUAUUUGCACUUCUUUCUGGAGAACUUUAUGGUGUCGAAUGGUCGAGUCUGUGUGGGCUGUUAUCAGCGUCUGAGCACCGAGGAGCGCAUAGCCUUUCUGGAUUAUGUGGCGCACUAUCUGCGCGAGAACAGCCCGAACGGGAAGCUGGCCCCAUUCCUGCUGCAGCACUUUGCCAAGGAGUUUCGACUGAAGUCUGACUGCAUAUUGCGGGAAACGAUGAAGCUGCGCCACGAGCUGCAUCCUCGGGAAGUGCACACGCUACUGCGCAUCAUAGCCAGUGUCAGCGGUUCCGAAGAGUAUGCCAACUUCUAUGCGGAAGAUCAGUCACUGUUCAUCAAUGUCAGCAGCUUGCUGCGCUGUGUGGUUGCAGCAGGCAAGGAGGCAGACGGUGGAGGGCUAGACAAGCCAAUGACCAAGCUGGAAGAGGUGGCCCUCACAUCCGGCGUGGAUGCGGAGUACGAAAAGAAGGUUUCCUACGAGCUGAAGACGCUCCUGGUGCGCUGCUCCGCCAAUUUGUUGUACGAGAACAAGGCGAACAAAGGCUACUGCAUUGACACACAGCUGCUGCCCACUCUGCUCGAGUGCACGGUCAUGGAUGCCCGCAAUCCUUUAAUGCGGGAGUGGAGCAUUUUGGCCAUACGCAAUGCCUGCAUCAAUUGCCCAGAGGCUCAGCAGAUUGUCGCCGGCCUAACCAUGCAGGGUUCGGCCCCCAAUGACCUCCUCAGCGAACUCAAUCUGGACAUGGGCGCCCUGCGCAUCUCGGACAAACGCCAAUAGCCGAAUACCAGCACUCAGCACAGAGAAAACAUACACAGACCAGACCAGACAGGCCAUUGGGAAGCGAGGCACGACCACUGGCUGGCCAACAAGUGGUUAGCUGUCUUUCGCACGACGUCAUCCGCCCGGCGGCCGCCUCUCCUUGCGUUGAGCGAUGCGCUAAUGGUAUGCCAAAAGAUCUAACAACAUUCAUAAACUCGUUGUCACCGUUUAAUGGCAUCGCAGGGCGCGUGCGGCGACUCGCGGGGCAACGCGAACGGACAUUCGAGCGAGCAUCCGCGAGCGCUGCUACAGCAAGAGCGGAUAUAAAAAUAGCUGCCCAUGUACCAUGCUCUGUGCACCAUUAAAAAAGAGAUGGCUAAAUUCAUCAAUUUCUAAAUUUAUGCACACAAAUUGCUACACUGAGUUGAGUUGAGAUGAGUUCGGUUUAUGGGGCAAUUAAGAAACGAUGACGUCGUCGAGCGCUUCCUUUGGCGACUUCUGCAGGUGGCAGCAUGGUUUGGGAUGCCUCCUCCUUCCACUCUCAUUCCCAUUCACAUGCGUAAAUCUGUGUAUGUGGAACACGCGCCGCCAACAAACGCCAACGCCAACGCCAUGAGUUUAUGUUUAUGUUGCUCUGCAGGGCAAAGAAACAAUGGAGGCAACAGCAACGGGCACCACACUCACGCUGGCUGGCAGCCUUUUGUUUCAGCUCGCUCAGACGACGACGACAGCAACCACUGGCAGUGGCAGCAGUGGUCCGGUCCGGUCCCUCCUCCCAGCAGUCAGUCAGUCUGUGCUCUGCUUUGGCCAGCAGCAGACGGGAGUCAACGACGGAAUCGCCGCGAUCGCCGGGUCCUCAAAGCACGACCACCGUUCAACGUUCAUCGUUCGCGCUCUUUGAUUACUCUUGAGUUUUUCGACGGAAUUUGUUCGGUUUUUGUGUAGUAUAUUUAUUUAUUUCUGUUGUUAUCGCAUGCUUCGUCUCGGUUUUUAGUUGAGGAAUUAGCAAAAUUUUAUUUUAGACAUUAAGACGCUUGCGCCUGGGCAGGCGAUCCUCGUAAAAUCAAAUCAACACAAACGCGAACGCUGCCGGAGCCCAUAAAAGUCGUCGAUAAACAAUUUGACUUGGAGCAGAGAUUAUUGUUGCAGCGUUGCAGCCUUAAUGGAACGUGCCCUGUUCCAUGUGCGUGUGGAUUACCCGUUGCCAUCGUCCGGAGAGC
Drosophila subobscura is the source of this 2524-nucleotide messenger RNA. RefSeq names its product ataxin-10. The record is from RefSeq and is a predicted model, not a curated record. The coding region runs from base 63 to 1322 and encodes 419 amino acids. Gene Ontology annotation, cellular component: cytosol. Gene Ontology annotation, biological process: neuron projection development. Lineage: Eukaryota; Metazoa; Arthropoda; Insecta; Diptera; Drosophilidae. The transcript is spliced from 3 exons.